Molecule: messenger RNA, 2768 nt
Organism: Amphiprion ocellaris (clown anemonefish)
Lineage: Eukaryota; Metazoa; Chordata; Actinopteri; Pomacentridae
Product: zeta-sarcoglycan
Exons: 8
Coding region: 229-1164 (311 amino acids)
Biological process (GO): heart contraction; cardiac muscle tissue development
Cellular component (GO): sarcolemma; sarcoglycan complex
Source: RefSeq, a predicted model, not a curated record
GGGAAAGUAGUGGCGGACGGAGCGGCUGAAUUUACCGGAGACGGUCUCAGCACCGGCUGCUGUCCGUUAUUCUGCUUUAAUUUUACGUAAAUCUACCUUCCCACAAAAACAACACUGCGGUUUUCUGCUGUUGCAUGUGAAUAAAAGCAAAGAAACGGCGCCGAAAUUCGUCUUUUUCAACUCGCUUCUGUCAACUUUGUGGAAAUAUGUAACCGGGGAGACGGUAAAAUGGAGCAGUCGGCUACUCUCGACAUAGAAACGCUCAAGAUCACCCAGGAGCAGUUCAUCCUCGCCUCACAGUCCCUGCACCUCCAGCGGCCGGCCUGCGACCCAGUUUACCCAGUGGGGCUGUACGGAUGGAGGAAAAGAUGCCUCUACUUCUUCCUGCUGCUGCUGCUGGCCACCAUGAUAGUUAACCUGGCCCUCACCGUCUGGAUCAUAAAGGUCAUGAACUUCUCAGUGGACGGGAUGGGAAACCUCCAGCUGAAGCAGGAUGGGAUUCGCCUGGAGGGAAUCAGCGAGUUCCUGCUGCCUCUGUACGUGAAUGAGAUCCAGUCCAGGAGGGACAGCUUGUUGGUCUUGCGGUCAGACAAGAACGUCACCAUGAAUGCCAGAAACAACCAAGGCCAGCUGACCGGUCAGCUCACAGUGGGACCUGAGGCUGUGGAGGCUCAGUGUCAGAGGCUGGAGGUGCGAAGCAGCGACGGAGGUAAACUUCUGUUCACUGCAGACGAAGAAGAGGUCGUCAUGACGACAGAGAAGUUCACAGUCACAGGUUCAGACGGCGCCGUGUUUGGUCAUUCAGUAGAAACUCCACUGAUCCAGGCGAGGGCUUCUGAAGACCUGAAGCUGGAGUCUCCAACACGAACCCUGACCAUGGAGGCUCCCAGAGGGGUGGAAGUCAGCGCUGCCAAGGGCCCUCUGAAGGUCAGCGGUCGGAAGGACCUACAGCUGGAGUCCACAGAGGGAGAGAUACUUUUAGACGCCAACAGCAUUCAGCUCGGCAGCCUCCCGCUGGGCGUCUAUGCAGCGUCUGCCGCUCAGGCCUCCGAGGAUCAGGCCUUGUACGAGGUUUGCGUUUGCCCCAGCGGUAAGAUCUACCUCUCCCCCGCCGAGAGCAGCUCCACCUGCCAGGCCAUGAGCAACAUCUGCCUCUGGAGCUGACCUGGUCGACAAGGACGCCGACAACAUCUGCUCUGGAGCUGCAGACGCCAAACUCUUCACUUCUUCCACCAAUGGAAGCUCCCUGAAAUCAGGAAUCCGUACAGGAGAAUCUCCACUACCUUCUUAGAGUCAAAGGACUUUCAUUUUUCUACAGUCGGUUUAUUGCGGACAAGCCGUGACUGUUUUCCCGACUCAAAGAACAGAAGGGAACAGAUAAAACACAGGUGCCUUCAGCUUUACACGGCGUCAUGUUGAAACUGUGCAAUCGGAGUCAAAUGUUGAAAGUGAAAGAAGCACAAUAUCCCCCCUUGACGAAAUGCUCUUUCUUUCCAACCAUGUUAGUGUGUGUUUGAAAUUAAACAUGUUUUUAUGUGGUACAUGAUGCUGUUUUGAACAUUCAGGUGAAGCUUUUACAGGACUUCCACUAUUCCAAGGUAACUAUUACAUGUUUUCUAUGGGAGUGUAUAAACACUGAAAUAAGCGUAAACUUUGAAUUAUUACAGUUUGAAUUAAUGAGAUCUUACUGUAGCUGGAAAACAACAUAACACUGAUUUGUGCUUGUUCUUUAAACAGUUUGAUUUAUGUAAACAAACUUGGAUCCACUUCAGGUUGCAUCCUUGAACAAAAGCUAGCAACAUUUCCUGAAGUUUUUGUAGCUGUAAGAGUUUAGUAACUGACAAGAAGGAAGAUUCUCAUAUCAAAAAACACUAUUAAGUUGCAAGCUGUUGUGUUGGAACUUGCAAAUUUGGAUUCUGCUGGCUAAAUUCCACAUAUUUUGACACCAAAUCCAAGCAAGUUGUUCUACAAGAUCAUGCCGUGUGAAAAUAUAUCGGAUUACAUAUCAGAAAUGGCAUUUUGAAAACUUGCGUAGCUAACGUUCUUGUCUGAAAAUUGGGUCGAUUAGGGUGACGUUUCAUACAAGAAUGUUAGCUACAUACAUUUUUUUAAAAUGGUAGCCAUUUUAAAUAAAUAAUUUUUAAAAUAUAAUAACUAUUAAAUAAACAGUACAUGUUAAAUAAAUGAUCAAAAACAGACAAGUGAUUAAAAUAUAACAUGUUUUACAUGGUACAUGAUGCUGUUUUGAAUGUUUAAAUGAAGCUUUUGCAGGAUUUCUACUUCUCAGGGGUAACUAUUAUACGUGCUUUUUAUGGGAACUGUUAAAACACCUUGAAAUUAGCAUAAAGUUUGAGAUUUUCAUGAUUUUUUUUCUAAAAAAGCACAUAAAUCACGUCAUUAGUAGCUUUGCUGGGGCUUUUCAUCAUAACAUUCUAUUGCAGUGAACUCAAACUGAUAAAUAAAUUCCGAAAAGCUCCAGAACAGCUAAUAAAUGAACUUUGCGGUAAGUAUUUUUUAACAAGUGUACAUUUUGUGUCUCAUUAGUGAUUUCAGUGAAUUCCUGCCACUGUGUCUGCUCUCGCUAACUUCAAAGACAAGUGUAAUGGUUUAAUUGCCUGCUAGUAACUCCAGCAUAUUACAUCCCACUCAGUGGUUGGCUGACCUUGGAGCUGCAGCUGACAUCGAGGCUGGCGGCCACGUGUCGACCGACAGCGACCUCCGGCAGAGACGAGCUGCUUUGGUAAGAGCCGCGAUGGCGUUUGCACACU